AUGUAUCCUCCAAUCGACAGGAACGUUUUGUAUCCUCCAAUCAACGGGAACGUUAUGUAUCCUCCAAUCGACAGGAACGUUAUGUAUCCUCCAAUCAACAGCAACGUUAUGUAUCCUCCAAUCAACAGCAACGUUAUGUAUCCUCCAAUCGACAGGAACGUUAUGUAUCCUCCAAUCGACAGGAACGUUAUGUAUCCUCCAAUCGACAGGAACGUUUUGUAUCCUCCAAUCGACAGGAACGUUAUGUAUCCUCCAAUCAACGGGAACGUUAUGUAUCCUCCAAUCGACAGGAACGUUUUGUAUCCUCCAAUCAACGGGAACGUUAUGUAUCCUCCAAUCGACAGGAACGUUAUGUAUCCUCCAAUCAACAGCAACGUUAUGUAUCCUCCAAUCAACAGCAACGUUAUGUAUCCUCCAAUCGACAGGAACGUUAUGUAUCCUCCAAUCGACAGGAACGUUAUGUAUCCUCCAAUCGACAGGAACGUUUUGUAUCCUCCAAUCGACAGGAACGUUAUGUAUCCUCCAAUCAACGGGAACGUUAUGUAUCCUCCAAUCGACAGGAACGUUAUGUAUCCUCCAAUCGACAGGAACGUUUUGUAUCCUCCAAUCGACAGGAACGUUAUGUAUCCUCCAAUCAACGGGAACGUUAUGUAUCCUCCAAUCGACAGCAACGUUAUGUAUCCUCCAAUCGACAGGAACGUUAUGUAUCCUCCAAUCGACAGGAACGUUAUGUAUCCUCCAAUCGACAGGAUCGUUAUGUAUCCUACAAUCAACAGGAACGUUAUGUAUCCUCCAAUCGACAGGAACGUUAUGUAUCCUCCAAUCAACAGGAACGUUAUGUAUCCUCCAAUCGACAGGAACGUUAUGUAUCCUCCAAUCGACAGCAACGUUAUGUAUCCUCCAAUCGACAGGAACGUUAUGUAUCCUCCAAUCGACAGGAACGUUAUGUAUCCUCCAAUCGACAGGAACGUUAUGUAUCCCCAAUCGACAGGAACGUUUGUAUGCUACGAAAUAUAA
This is a messenger RNA of Biomphalaria glabrata, 1017 nucleotides long. RefSeq names its product adhesive plaque matrix protein-like. The coding region runs from base 1 to 1017 and encodes 338 amino acids. Lineage: Eukaryota; Metazoa; Mollusca; Gastropoda; Planorbidae. The record is from RefSeq and is a predicted model, not a curated record. The transcript has a single exon.